Molecule: messenger RNA, 4410 nt
Organism: Chroicocephalus ridibundus (black-headed gull)
Lineage: Eukaryota; Metazoa; Chordata; Aves; Charadriiformes; Laridae
Gene: STAT1
Product: signal transducer and activator of transcription 1
Exons: 24
Coding region: 124-2391 (755 amino acids)
Biological process (GO): regulation of cell population proliferation; defense response; type I interferon-mediated signaling pathway
Molecular function (GO): DNA-binding transcription factor activity, RNA polymerase II-specific; RNA polymerase II cis-regulatory region sequence-specific DNA binding
Source: RefSeq, a predicted model, not a curated record
GGGAGCUGGGCUCUGAUUGGCCCGGCGGCCCGCCCGCACUCCCCACCGCCACAGCUCCGCGGGUAUUUCCCGGUGCCGGCGGCGGUCGCGGCGCGGAGUCGGAGCGCAGCACUGUCCCACGCGAUGACUCAGUGGUAUCAGCUACAGCAACUUGAUUCCAAGUUUUUGGAGCAAGUUCACCAGCUAUACGAUGACAGCUUUCCUAUGGAAAUCAGGCAGUACCUGGCACAGUGGCUGGAAAACCAGGAUUGGGAACAUGCAGCCAACAACGUAUCUUUUGCUACGGUGUUAUUCCAUGAUCUGCUGUCACAGCUCGAUGAUCAAUUUAGUAGAUUCUUGAUAGAAAACAACUUUUUGCUGCAACACAACAUAAGGAAAAGCAAACGUAACCUUCAGGAUAACUUCCAAGAAGACCCAAUACACAUGGCAAUGAUCAUCUACAACUGUCUGAAAGAAGAGAGGAAAAUCCUGAACAGUGCCCAGUUGUCAAGUCAGAUGGAAGUGGGGAGCAUACAGAACACUGUGAUUGGGAUGCUGGACAAACAGAAGGAGCUUGAUGCGAAAGUUAAGGCUGUAAAAAACAGUGUUGUAGACGUGGAGCAAGACAUCAAGACGUUAGAGGAUAUGCAAGAUGAAUAUGACUUUAAAUGUAAAACCUUGCAGAGUAGAGAGCACGAGUCCAAUGGUGUGUCGCAGGAGGAAUUAAAGAAAGAACAGAUGAAUCUCAAGAAGAUGUUUUUAUCACUUGACAUUAAGAGAAAGGAAGUGGUGAACAAGAUAGUACAGCUGCUGAACACCGCAGAGCACACGCAGAGUGCUCUUAUUAAUGAGGAGCUGGUGGAGUGGAAACACAGGCAACAGACUGCAUGCAUUGGUGGCCCACCCAACGCCUGUCUUGACCAGCUACAGAACUGGUUCACCGUUGUUGCUGAAAGUCUGCAGCAAGUUCGUCAGCAGCUCAAAAAGCUUGAGGAACUUGAACAGAAGUUUACCUAUGACCCUGAUCCCAUCACAAAAAAUAAACAAGUUCUGCAGGACCGAACAUACAGCCUUUUCAAACAACUCAUCCAGAGCUCCUUUGUAGUAGAGAGGCAGCCUUGCAUGCCAACACAUCCUCAGAGGCCAUUAGUCCUGAAGACAGGAGUACAGUUUACUGUAAAGCUGAGAUUGCUGGUGAAGUUGCAGGAAUUGAACUACAACUUGAAAGUGAAAGUUUUAUUUGAUAAAGAUGUAAGUGAGAAGAAUUCAGUCAAAGGGUUCAGGAAAUUUAAUAUUUUGGGUACAAACACAAAAGUAAUGAACAUGGAAGAAUCUACUAAUGGAAGUCUAGCAGCAGAAUUCAGGCACUUGCAACUGAAAGAACAGAAAAAUGCAGGAAGCAGAACAAAUGAGGGUCCUCUCAUUGUAACAGAAGAACUUCACUCUCUGAGUUUUGAGACGCAGCUGUGCCAGCCUGGCUUGGUAAUAGACCUAGAGACCACAUCGCUUCCCAUUGUUGUGAUCUCAAACGUGAGCCAGCUUCCAAGUGGAUGGGCUUCUAUCUUAUGGUUCAACAUGCUGUCUACUGAUCCCAAGAACUUGUCCUUCUUUCUGAAUCCACCUUAUGCGAAGUGGUCUAAACUUUCUGAAGUUCUGAGCUGGCAGUUUUCUUCUGUAACAAAGAGAGGACUCAAUGCAGAUCAGCUGAGCAUGCUGGGAGAGAAGCUGCUUGGGCCAACAAGUGGAGGAUCUCAUGAUGGCCUUAUUCCUUGGACAAGAUUCUGCAAGGAAAACAUAAACGAUAAAAAUUUCCCCUUUUGGCUGUGGAUUGAGGGAAUCCUGGAGCUUAUUAAGAAACACCUCCUGUGUCUCUGGAAUGAUGGCUGCAUCAUGGGUUUCAUCAGUAAAGAGAAAGAACGUGCUUUAUUGAAGGACCAGAGCCCAGGAACAUUUUUACUAAGGUUCAGCGAAAGCAGCAGAGAAGGAGCAAUCACAUUUACUUGGGUAGAAGGAUCUCAAAAUGAGCCCCAGUUCCAUUCAGUAGAACCGUACACCAAGAAGGAGCUCUCUGCUGUUACUUUCCCUGAUAUCAUUCGCAACUACAAAGUGAUGGCAGCUGAAAACAUUCCUGAAAAUCCCCUGAGGUUUCUGUACCCAAACAUACCCAAAGACAAUGCCUUUGGCAAAUACUACUCCAGGCCUAAGGAGGCACCAGAGCCUAUGGAUUUGGAUGGCCCCAAGGGAAACGGCUACAUCAAGACUGAGUUAAUCUCUGUAUCUGAAGUCCACCCUUCCAGGCUCCAGUCUCCAGAAAACCUGCUCCCCAUGUCUCCUGAAGAGUUCGAUGAGGUGUCUCGGAUGGUGGGCUCAGCAGAGAUUGAUACUGUGAUGUGUUCAGCAUAUUCGACUUAAAGGUUGGGCGUCAUUAGCACAGCUGAUUAGCUUAUGCAACCUGCUCUGCAGUCAGUGGCUUGGUGACACGCUCCACUUCAGUUCUUUGGUUUCUCAACCUGAAGGUCCAGUAGCAAUUUUUAACUAACGGGAAUAUAAGCAGCAGUCUGAGCAGCCUUCUCUCGUGUGCUUCUUUUAUUUAGAAGUUCUUUGUUAAAGAAUUUCCAGUUAGUGAGAUAUUGUGCCAGAGCGGAGGAUAGGAAUGAGAGGUCCUCAGCGAAAGUGAUGGGAGAAACACGCAUUUUUUUCUUUAAGGCAAUUAGUUAAAUUUAACGUUUAGAACAGUUGGCUGUACAUGGAAAGCUUCAAAGUAAAGCUAGUUCUUUUGCAGAGGUUCUGUUCAGAAAGCUUGCACCUUCUGCUUAACUACUUCUGAAGAACUUUCACAACUUUGACUUUUCAUCUGCAUCACAGAAAGAAGAGAAACACUGCAGGUAUAUACCGCAUGGAAUGCACGUGCUGAAGUGUGUCCUGGUUUUAUCUUUUCUAAGGGCAUGGCAUCCUGAGAGAACUUAGCCGAAAGUAGUAUCUGCGUUUCAUUUUUUCUUGUUUCUUAAGGCAAGGUCUUCUUGUGUGGGAUGUUUAGCACAACCUUUCUCAUAAAGAGCAAUUCUUAGGACACUCUUAAAGUUCCGUUGGCACAUGCUGAGCUUGGAACUCAACAUGUACAAUCGAGACUACAGCCUGUACAGACUGUGGUCAUGCUGUCCAGCAGCACACUCUUUGGGCAAAAUGAGAACCUACUCCUGAAGAGUACCAAACAGUUGGAGUAUGGUUUUACUCAUGGUGCUUAAUCUACCAAGGUGAGGAUCUGGUCACUUAUAUCUUUUACAAUAAUACAUGCCCCAUUUAGGUUAUAACAGGUGGAAAGGAACUUCAUUUUCUCAUGCAGUAGGAAUCAGGGCAUUUAUUUAACUGUUGAUUUGAAUAGCUAGAAGACCCUACAGGCUUUGAUGAUGAAGUAGUUUUGCAAUUAGGGAGAAGGCGCAGGAAAGUGAAAAAGUUGAAUUUAUACUGAGUAAUGGCUACAGGAUAUUCAGUCUUUAGUACUUAAAGGAUGAAGCUGUGCUUCCGCCAGAGGAGAACAGCUUUGUUUCUCUAUGUGUUCGAGGAUAAUUAACAACUCACAGUUAAGAGUCAAGGUCGUCUUAAGCAGCUGGUCUCUUGUCCAAGGGGCAUGUGUUAGUCCAGACUGCCAAUUAGCAUGCUGCCGAGCAAAGGGACUGCAGAACACUCACGCUGGAUCCUGCAUGUUCAGGUACAGGACCUGGGCAGCCAUCUCUAGGUGGCCCUGCUUGAGCAGGGGGGUGGGCGAGAUGACCUCCAGAGGUCCCCUCCGACCUCAACCAGUCUGAGACUCCAGGGCAUCUCAACCAAGUGCUGCCCAUGCCCAGCGCCUGGCAGGGCAGCAGGGGCCAGCGUGGCUCACAGGGAUUGCGGACCUACUUCUCUGCCACUCAGAAAUGCUAGAUCGAGCAGCUGCUGCUUAGAAAAUAAAUGACUGGUUCCGUUUAUUGUGCUGUGCCCAGGAAGACUGAUGUGCCCCCUGCAAAAGCCAGAAAGAAAGAAAAUUUAAAGGACCUAGAGCAGGCAAUGUACGUAUUUAAAUAGAAAGCAUUGCUAAACUGACUUCUUUUAGGUACCCCAGGUUACUGAGGUUAAAAGUGCUACACAGUAUCACAAUCGGUGAAUUCAUGCUUUUAUCUGAUAUGUAGCUGAAUCUGUAUCUUUAUUGUAAUACAAAAAAAUGAGAUAGUUCUUUCUCGAGCUACAGGUUGUACUCAUGUUCUAUAUGCAGCAGUUUGUUUUCUUUACUUUUAUACUUCAGUUUAUUGACCAGGGUGAAGUUUUCGUGGGAGAUGUAGAGCAAUGGCCUUAUUCAGGGCUUUGCCUUUACGCAGCCGGUAGUUCUAAAAGCAACAUUUUUUUUCCUUGAUGGAAUAUUCUUUAGCCAUUUUAAGUAAAUGGAAUGAACUGUCA